Molecule: messenger RNA, 1189 nt
Organism: Lobosporangium transversale
Lineage: Eukaryota; Fungi; Mortierellomycota; Mortierellomycetes; Mortierellales; Mortierellaceae
Exons: 6
Coding region: 93-1136 (347 amino acids)
Molecular function (GO): oxidoreductase activity
Source: RefSeq, a predicted model, not a curated record
GUUUUUUUUUUUCUUGUUGACAACGAAGACCUUGGACGUUCCAUUUCAACUGUUAUUGUUUUACUGUUUACUAUUUUGCAGAAGGUUCCAAUAUGAAGGCACUUAUCAUAGAAAAGUCAGAUGCACAGCCGACAUAUCACCUUGCCAAAGUCGUAGAUAUACCAAAGCCUGAAACUCUUGAGAACAACCAGGCGCUAUUAGAAAUCAAUGCAGUCUCGUUAAACCAUCGUGAGCUCUGGAUCAGAAAGGGACAAUAUCCAGGAAUUGUGUUUGGCUCUGUCAUGGGCGCCGAUUGUGUUGGCAAGGUUGCCGACAUUAAGGGUAGCUCUCCUAAGAACCUCCAAAUCGGUGACCGUGUUGUGGUGAUGCCUUCUGUGGGUUGGGACAAGGAUCCUCGUGGACCUGAAGAAGCGUACUAUAUCCUUGGAGGAAGCCAUGCUGGAGGUGUGUUUUCCGAGUACUUUGUAGCAGAUCAAGAAAACAUCUUUAAGGCACCUGAUCACUUGUCGGAUGAAGAAGCUGCUGCUUUGCCAUUGGCCGGCUUGACAGCCUUCCGUGCUGUGUUUACAAAAGGUCAAGUUGCUCAGGACCAAAUUGUGUUGAUCACUGGGAUUGGCGGAGGUGUUGCACUACAAGCACUGAUGUUUGCUAUAGCAAUCGGUGCCAAAGUGUUUGUCACUUCAUCGAGUGAUGAAAAAAUAGCCAAGGCUGUCCGUCUUGGUGCUGCAGGAGGCGUUAAUUAUAAAGACCCCAAAUGGGGCCAAGCCUUACUAAAUUUGACUGGAGGAGUACUGUUUGAUGCAGUAAUUGAUGGUGCUGGAGGAGACGGUCCCAAAACGUUCACAAGGAUUCUGAGAUUGGGAGGUAUCAUUGUCUCGUAUGGCAUGACUGUCAAACCUCAGGUCGACUACACUAUGGCCGCUGUCCUACGAAACAUUGAAAUCCGUGGAAGCACAAUGGGAUCGCGUCUAGAGUUCCAACAGAUGUUGGAGUUUGUAUCAAAGCAUAAGCUGAGGCCAAUUGUAAGCCAAGUCUGGCGUGGGCUUGAACUCUCUGAGCACGCGUUUGAAGCGAUGAAGACAGGUAGCCAGUUCGGAAAGCUUGUUGUGUCCGUCAAGAACCCAUCCAGACUUUAGACAAAGAGGCCUUUUGUUCACCCAAAUAUAAAAAAAAAAAAAAAAAAAAAAAA